Molecule: messenger RNA, 5091 nt
Organism: Cladocopium goreaui
Lineage: Eukaryota; Dinophyceae; Suessiales; Symbiodiniaceae
Source: the annotation of a GenBank genome assembly
AUGGCAACGAUGACAGGACUACACUGGGCCGCAGGGGAAAGCUGCAUUUCGCCCCUUGGCAUUUUCGCCAACGUCUUGUUAUUUCACGGACAACGGCAGCCUUGGACUCAGAUCUUAGGCUCCAGCUUUACCUUCGCUUUGAACCCGGCCAAUGCCGACAGCGUUUGGCGUGCCCUGGUCAUCGAACAGGUGGAACCUGCCCUGGUGGACUUGGGCGUCAUGAGUGCAGCUCGCGAUGAACAGGAUCAGUUCCGGGUGUACCUGGAGGCGGACGACGUCUUCGAGUUGGCGCCCCGGGAUUUGAAACGCAGCAUGGAUGAGGAUCUGCCCUUGUUGGUCUUCGGUCCUCUGAGCGCCUUCCUCGCUACCUUGGUGACCCGUGGCCGUGUGCUGGUGGCCAUGGUGGCGGGCGUCUUAGCCCUGGCAGUUCCUUUAGUGACCAGCAUCGGCUUUCUCGCUCAGCAGAAGGAGGAUGGACGCGAAGAGGUGCGAAUUAUCGCCGCGGCUGCGUGGUUCGUCAUCUCUGCAGGGAUGGCGGAUUUGUGCUCCGCAUGCACUCAUGCCUUGGAGGAGAGAAAGGAAAGCCUUCGACCACAGGUGCCCGAGUGGAUGAUCAUCAGAAUGUUGGCCAGCAACAUGGUGGUGCCAUGGAUGUUGGAGGAAGCGACUGGCAAGGGCGCCCUGGCGCUGAGGCUCUUCCGCGUGUGCUGCGAGGCUCUGGCUCCGACCACUGCCAUGGGUCUGACGUUGCUCUUGAUGGCACCGGGACAACUCGACAUGGUGGCGGUCUUCGCGCAUCACACGGGGCUGGGGCUGCUGGUGGGUGUCCCUUUGGCGGCGCUGCUGAUCCCGCCCGCCGUUGAAGCUGGAGAUGCCCUGGCCACUCAGAUCUUAUCUUGGCGCCAUGAUACGGAGAUGGAGAUGUCUGAGGCGUUGAUGACUCUCUUCGAUAACCUGCUGCCAAUGGAGUUCGGGGCCAAACAGGACUGGCAGGGCGAAUUCAAAUUCAAGAUGCGAAAGCGGACCAGAGACUUCCUCCGCUUGAGGUGGUUAAGUCUGGCAGUGGUCUUGGUGAUGACAGGCCUAUUCCUGGUCUAUAUCUCGUUCAGCCUGGGUGCUUCGUCGCCCAGCUUCACCGCCGACACACCUCGACUUUUUGAGGUCGGCCACCGCUUGUACGACAAGGCGCGCAUCCGCGGCUUGUUCGAUCCGCUGGAAGGCUACCAAGCCCCGAUGGAUCAGCAUGCCCUGCAAUCGGCGAGGCGCUGUUCGCCCACUGCUGCGGAUGCUGCAGCGUGCACCUGGUACAAGUGUGAAGCAGGGCCCAGGGCGGAACUGCAGGACACUGAGCCGACGGAGUGCAAGUGCUACACCAUCCAGGGCUCGGAGACCUGCUCCGGCACGGCAGCGCGGCUCUUUGGGGGUCAGGCGACCGCUGUGAUGGCUUCUGGCCUCUUCUGGAACUGGGCAGGAGCCAGUGAAGCAAUGUCGGGAUCAAUGCCAGCAGCUGGGGCAGCUGCAGCGUCUUCGAACCCGUCCGAUGAGAAGGGCAACAGCCUUUGGAAUAUCCUCCCGAGUUUUGAUCCCCAACAGGACGAUCCCAGAGAGUACCGUGACAAGGUACUUUUCCUUCAUGGGAUUUGUCCUCGGAAGGACAGAGCCAUGCUGGCUCCACGUCUGGCCAUGAUGAUGAAAGGCACGGCCUGGGCCCAGGUGAAGCAGCUGGAUACAGAGCAACUUCUCGAUCCAGACAAAGGAGUGCAAGUUCUUUUGACGGCCAUCUCGAAGUGGGAAGAGGCUGAGGAAAUGCAGCUGUAUGACAAGUUUGAGCGGGCACUAUACAAAACGACACAACGCAGUGACGAAACAACUCAGAGCUUUGUGAACAGGAUGUCGGUGUCGUUCCACGAGCUUGGAUCGUUGACAGUCAAAGACAUCAGGGCAUUUAUCCUUCUCAGGCAAUCAGCCCUGUCUGUGGAGGAUAAGAAACGUGUCCUGUCGAUGGCUGGGAACCCACUUAAGUCUGAGGAGGUGGAGAAAGCUAUGCGUCAGUUGUCGACAAGGGUGCUGGUGGGUCAAACUGAUGGAAAACGCAAGGUGUACCCAGUGAACUACUUGGAGGACGAUGCUGAGGAGGUGCACUUCACAGCCGAUGCUGAUGGCUGGGAUGAAGACCAAGCCAUUGUCUAUCUGGCUGAACAAGGAGAUGAAGAAGCCCAGUUGACCAAAGACUUCGAGGACCAGCUGAUCGAAGUAUGCCAGGAGAACCAAGACCUUGCGAUGUGCUACAACUCGUAUGCCGAGGCAAGGGCCAAGAUUCGAGACCGUCUUCGCCAUCGUGGAUUUUGGCCAGCCACAGGUGGAAAAGGACGUGGGAAGUCAGGGAAAAAGGGAGGAAAACCAGACAUGGGACGGUUUCCGAAAAAGAAGGAAAGUUUGGCAGAGCGCAUUGCAGCGUCAAACUGCCGGCGCUGUGGCCAGCGAGGCCACUGGAAGUGGGAAUGCCCGCAGAAAGAGGGGACGAAGGAGGACGUGAACUUGGCUGAGGACACAACGUUCUCUGUGAAUGACCCGGAGAUCUUAGAUGAACUUCCAGAAGGUCUGCGUGGGUCGAACACCAUUGCAGAGCUGUACCUGAACAUGACCAACCAGAGAACAUCCGGACAGCAGCUGAAGUGGCUCAAUCAACCUUUUCGAGCUCUCGAACGUGCAACGUUGGUGACAACUGCGUCCAAGUUCUCCAUGGCGAACAUGAAGGAGAAGGCAGCCUAUGCGUCAGCCUUGGAUCUGCCACUUCCGUUUCCGGAAGACCCAGAGAUGACCUAUAUGACGGCCAAGGUGGAGGAGAAGGUGUUCCGGCCACCAGGUGUGGUCAAUCUCCGUCAAUGGGGCCAGAUGACUUUGGCGGAGGGAAAACACAAAGGGAAGACCUUUGCCGAGGUGAUCAAUGGAGACCGGGAAUAUGCCAGCUGGAUGAAGAAACAUCCAAAGCUCUCCAGCGACUGGGCGACCUCGUUUCAGAACUACAUCAAGGCUUGGGAUCAAACGCAUCUGGGAGUUCAAAAUCCAAGGGAUGCUUUGAAGCCGAAAGCAUCUGCGCAGCCCAAGAAGAUGCCCAGCCCCGAAGGAUGGAGCGAGGAGGAGGCCGAGCUGGUAUUGAUCGAGGAGGGAAUGGUUCCUCAAUCGAGUGCCGGGAAAGUCAUCAAAGCUUCCCUUCCGACACAGGGGAAAAGGCAGUUCAACAAGGACAACAAGGUGAGCAUGGAGGCCGAGGUGGACCCGGAGAUGGUGCAGAGCUUGCAGAUGCAGAUCGCUCUUCUUCAAGAUCAAUUGGCUCGCAUCACCAGAUAUUGCCGGAAAGGUCAUGAGCAUCGACCUAUUCUUGGCCAAGCGUAUAUCAAUGGUCGCUGGCAAAAUCUGUCAGCCUUUGCUGCGAAGUACUCCAAAGGUUUUGCUAAAAAUGUUGCCUAUGCAAUUGCCACCAGUAAGCAGCUAGGGGAAUAUCCAGUAACGUUGGAAGAGCUGUUGGUGCCAUGCUUUGGAGUACGAUCAGCAGAACAGCAGGAAAUGGCAGAACAGAUUGUCAAGCGGCGUAAGUACAGCCACAAGCAGGGCCCUCGACCUGGUGAAGAAGAAGGGGAAGUUGAAAUACUGGGAAACCCCGAAGAAUGGAAGACCCUAUCCAAGAGACGACAGAUUCGAAGGGCCAAACCAGCUAGGGUGUGUAUAACCAUUUUUGGGGACGAUGGGGCUGAGAACAUUCCUCUGGGGAAGAACCUGGCUGAGGGUGACGGGAAGUCUGGGAACGUGGACAAAAGUCCUGCAAUGGUUCCCUCCGGCAUUGUGGCUGAACCCGAUAUGGACCAAAUGAAACCCAUGGAGGAUCACUUGAUUUUCAGUGUGAUGCAUGUGUUGAAUCCCACAAAGGAUUCCAGGAUGCUGGACCGCAUGGACGUCGAGAACCCCGUGGAGAAUCCAUUGAAAGCGAGAGGUUUCGUGCAGCGCUUGAUCGUCGGAGCCUGGCAAGAAAAGCUUUUAUUGAGGGAACGUAAAGGGAACCCCGAUAGUCCAGUGGAUGAGAAAGAAAGACAUGCUCUCAGAAGUCUCAUAGGAGCCCUGCAGUAUGCUGGUGUUCACACCAGACCGGACCUGUGUGCAAAAAUCGGCGAAGUCCAGGCUUCGGUAACCAAGGCAACAGUGGCCGAUCUUGUGCAGUGCAAUAAGAUCCUUCAUGAAGCCAAAAGCCACCCGGUUUCGUUGAUGGUGCUCCCAAUAGAGCCAAAACAGGUAACCUUUUGUGCCUUCUCAGAUGCCAGCUUCCUUUCGAGCAAGCAUAGCACAGCUCAUCAGGGAACUUUGGUUUUUACAACAACCGCUGAAAUUUUGGAGAAUAAGAAAGCUGUUGUUGCACCCAUUGCUUGGUCGAGUAAGAAGGUGCCUCGUGUUGUCCGCAGCACACUGAGUGCUGAAGCAGCCGCUCUUAGCAACACGGUUGACAGGUUGCUAUGGCUGAGAAUGCUGUGGGCCUGGGUCGAAGACCCGGAAUGUGAAUGGGGCAGUCCGGAAGAAGUUUUGGGAGGGGAGAACAAAGCAGCUGUUGUCACUGAUUGUAGGUCCAUGUUUGACAUCUUGACACGGACAGCAGUUCCCAGCUGUACAGAGCAUCGAACAACCAUCGAGUGUCUUCUCAUCCGUGAACGACUCAAAUCCAAUUGUGAUGUCAGGACUGGUCGUUAUUCGCUGUUUGAUGAGGGUUUGGUGUUGAAACAACGUGCGGAUGGGAGACAACGACUGAAAUGGAUCAAAGAACAGACGCCAACUGAAGAACAGUCUGAUCCAGUUUUGACUGAAAAUGAGCAGUCGGCGAUGGUUUCAGAACAUUUUGAAUCUCAAGAUUUUUGGAAGGUGGUGCCUGUUGCAUUUUCCCGAAAUGAUCGGGCAAUCCUCCGCCGCAUCUCAAGGGCGGGAGGGAGCGGAGUCAAUGGCAGGCUGAACCAAGUGUUCAACGUGACAACUCCAGCGCCAGAGAGCCUGUUGGAGAUUGAGGUGGGUCGGAUGGGAUGGCUAGCCAUCAAUGUGGCUGUUUCCUAA